Molecule: messenger RNA, 3593 nt
Organism: Rhopalosiphum maidis (corn leaf aphid)
Lineage: Eukaryota; Metazoa; Arthropoda; Insecta; Hemiptera; Aphididae
Exons: 4
Coding region: 1-2133 (710 amino acids)
Biological process (GO): cilium organization
Cellular component (GO): ciliary basal body
Source: RefSeq, a predicted model, not a curated record
AUGUCCAUGAAUUACACAUGUAAUCAAUUCGACAAAGCGUAUCAACCGACGAGAUUGGGAAAUUGGGAAGUUCCGAAAUGGCAUCUUAAUCGUCCGAAAGGCCGUUCGACCGUUACGAAAGUCAUUGCUAACGACAGGGGACAUUUGUUGCCAGGGGUGCAAAAAACCGAUCAGAAGCAUUGGGCUGGUCUCUAUUUGGGAACGUAUCAGUUACCGAAACGCAUAUCAAAAGAAAUCGCUACAGAACUGUCUGGUCCGAAAUGUCAGACGUGGAUGAAACGUUCGUAUCACCACCCGUUCAUCGACCGUAGCCAACGAAACAAGACCGAGAACGGCGAGAACAAUAAUAAACUGGAACAAAUUAAUACCAAUAAAGAACAACGACAACAACCUUUAGCUAACGAAGACACUGACAGGGAUUCGAUAAAAUCCGUAAAGUAUGCGGUGUCGGAUAUGCGAGCGCCGAACAUUUGCAGGAUCAACACGAUCAGGAAUUGUGCGUCGGCGGACGGCCGCGGACCUUUGAAUUCAACUACAGACGUCAACGGCGGCAGCGACGAAUGCGACAGUGGCGGCACUCGUAGUACUAGACAGCGCGAAACAGUCGACGGCGGUGCGAAAACUCCGUCCAGCCCCGCGCUGAGUCGCAUAAGUGCGAGCUGCGGCCAACUGCAGACCGCCGGUGUGGACGACGAGGACGCACGGCCACCAGUGGCCGGUUGCCAGGAGGGACCGACGGGACGCCGGUACGGGGACGCGCAGAGACACCACGGGCUGCCGGACGCCAUCGAGGAUGCGGUGUACCGGUCGCUGCAGACCAAACGGCACAAACACCCGGGACUGGGACUGAACGGCUGCUGGCCCAAGUGCUCUGCGGUGGCGUACAAGUCGUUCAACGACCCGGGCCCGACGCAGUGCAGCAAGCUCCGGGUGUACAGGCCGAAAACGUCAUCAUCGUCGUCGCCGCCGCCGCCGGCCGAUGACGGUGACGAGAAAAAAGAUCCGACCCGGAGGCGUAACAAAAACCCGUCGCGGCCCAAGACGUGCGGACCCGUCAUGACGGCGCAACAGUUGACCGACAUCAAGCUGGCCCUGUGCUGGGACCUGGACGCGCCGUUCGACCGAAACCGACCGCCGCGGCCGCCCGACGAGCCGGCCGUGUUUCACAAGGUUCGGCAGCAACUGCAGCAACAGCAAUUGCAGCAGCCGUGCGGGGGACCCGCGGCACCGGCGGCGGGAAAACCACAAAACUCGUCGGCCGUCAUGGGAUUCGUGCAGACGGCCGGGGAGGCCAGAAACUGUAACGACGACGACGGCGAAGUCGUGCCGGAAGCGCGGCGGACGCAGACACGCGAGUGUCUGAUGAAAAAUCGCAAUCUGUCGGCCGUCAUGGAACUGAUACCGAACAAGGACCGCGACGGCGGCAGUAGACCCGCCGGUGUGGCCACUGCGGCGGACGUCGACGACACCGCGGCCGCCGCAGACCAAACUGUACUUUCGAACGACAAACCGUCGUCGUCGUCGUCGUCGUUGUCGGACGGUCGCCGCAAAAACGGUGUGGACGGUAACGACCGGAACGACGACGUCUACAAAUCUGACGAUCACGACCAAGUCCAAGUCGAGGACAUGUCGAACAAACUCGGUUUGGAGCAGUGUCCGGUCGCCGGGUCGCCGUCCCACCGACGCCGUCAUCGGACCGCGCAACACCACACCUCCGCCGCCGCCGCCGCCGCCGCAGAAAAGGAACCGAAACACAAGCGGCACGGCAGACACGCCUGCCGACCUUGCCUGGCCUGCGACCAUCCGAACGCGGUCGCCAGCUGCAAGAGGGACGACGAAUGUGAGCACUACAAGAUGGCGUUCAAGGCGGGCGUGCCGGUCAGCACGCCGGUCAGACUGCGGACGGCCGCGGCCGGCAAACCGGCCAAGCACCUAAAGGUGCCCAAACCGAAGACCACCAACUCGGACAAGAAGAAAUACGUCAUCGGCACUCUGCUGCCGCCGUUCUCGAUGUGGCCCGGCACCACGGCCCGGGACUACCCGGAACACUGGAGGCUCACGUCCGUGUACAGGCAAGCGUUCAAGCCGCUUGAGCUGCGCAAACAGCCUCUGCUCCAGACCGUUUACCUGUAGACGACGACGGUGCAAAACGAGGGGAGAGGGCAGUGAGUUUAUCUAGAUUUAGAUACUAUUAUAGGCAAUAAGUAUAUUUAGGUUCGGUUCGUUAUCCAAUAUUGGAUAUUAAUUUUGUUAAGUAGCUCCUCCAAAAAAUAAUUAAAAAUAAAUUUGUUAUGGACUAUACAAAGUUUGCUGAAUCAGCAAGUAUAAUAUAAAAAAAUCGAAUUCGCGUUUCAUAUAGGUAAUAUUAAUUUCAACUAUAGUUUCGUGAUUCCAAGACGCAUGAAACUGUGUUGUUAUAUAGUUUUAAAGUUAAAACGACCAGUUUACUUUAUCAAUGUCAAUAUAACUCAUUAUUGCCUAUUUGGCUUUCAAAAAUUAAAAAUAUACCAGCUGCAGCAUUAUCAAGGGUCACUUUUCAGAAAGAUGCGAUUUAGAGUAAAUAAUAAGAAACAUUCUAACUUUCAAAAUGUCCACUUACGAAAUAGAUUUUUAUUGGCCAUGAUGGUUAUUUUUACUCCUUAGUAAUAUUGUAGCUAUGGUGUGCCAAUAACCAAUCAUCAUUGGUUACCAGUGUAUCUAUGUGUGAAAAUUCCGAAGCAUUUGAAAUAUACGCGUAUUACUCUUUAUACGUAAUCUAUACAUUUUAAUUGUUGUGUAAUUUUAGUUUAUCUUUAUAGUUACCUACACGUACAAUUGGUUUAAAUUUGUUUGCUGCCCUUAAUUAGAACUUUAUAGAUGAUUCGGUUCACUCGAAACAUUGAUUUGCCGUGCGGAGAGGGUGGAAAAACAUAUUUUUUCAGACCUUUCCACACACGACCCACACAUUGUAAAUAAUUUAGACUUUUUUGUUAACAUUUUUCUUGGAUACGUUAUUGUACACGUGAUUAAUUUGAAUUUUUUUAACCUUACGUCGGUUUUCUGAAAAAUUGUUUUAUCCUUAUUGAAGGAUAUAAGCUAACGCAUCUUUUCAAUCCCGCACAUCUUAAUUCUUAACCAUAGAUAGAAAUAAAUCUACUUAUAAACACACAAUUAUAAUUAAAACAUUAAUUUGAACAAUAUUAUGUUAAAUACUUGUAUACCUACACUAAUCACACCCGCGCGUAUUAUACAUAUUUAUUUAUUUUUCUUACAGGAUUUUACAAAUCACAAAUACCAAAUUACAUAGUAUUCAAAAUAUCUGUUAUAUCUAAGUACAAUUUUGAUUCGCGACCAGCUACAUAAUAUUACCCACCUCCUUGAUAAAAUACAAAUAAUACCACUAUGUAUAGAAAAUUACAGAAAUUCUAGAUUUUUGUACGGUAAAAAUGUGCAAAUAAUUCUUAAACAUCGAUGGGUAGGUUGGGCUCCAUGAUGAAAUAUACGUAUAUAAAUAUUGCUCUUUUAACAAUUUUCUAAUACUCGACUUUUUAAAAAAAUUAAUACGUAAAAAUAUAACAUGACAAACACAUUUUGUAUUUGUCUAAUGCAUAUGU